AUGUCUCGGCUCAUUUAUACAUAUCUCCUGUCACCGUUGGCAUCUAUUCCAAAUGCAGGAAUCCUGGCACCAGUCUCUCGUCUGCUAUGGGAGUUUCCUACCGAGUUCCGAGGAAAUUUGACGCUAAAACUUCCAAAAUUGCACAAAAGGCUCGGACCACUUGUUCGCAUCGGACCAAACCAAGUAUCGUUCUAUUCCCUCGAUAUAUACAAAACGGUGCACGCACCCAACAGCCCGUUUGUAAAAGAUCCCCGAGUGUAUAAUCAAUUUGUGCAGGAUGGUCACCCUGCGUUGUUUUCAAUCACGGAUCCGAAGGAGCAUGCCCAACGUCGACGACACAUGGGGAUCCUGUUCAAUCGCAGCAAGGUUCCCGCAUUGAUGGAAAUGAUGGUAGGAACGAUUGACCGAUUGUCGAAGUAUCUGGCUACCGCUAGUCAGAAGGGGCCUAUUGACCUAAUGCCGACUUGCCGCGCGUUGGAAUCAGAUAUCGUCUCAACCUUCGCGUUCGGAAAUGCAAUCGGGGCUAUAGACUCCCUAGAUGCAGGGAAAGAGCUUGAUGUCAUUAAAGAAAAUGAUGCCAAAUCCUCGAAAAUGCCGGUGUAUACAAACUUCCCAAUGCUCGUUGGCCUGUGGCACUCGCUCGCUGAUUGGAUCUACCAAAUCUCCGGUUGGGAGAUUUCAUCGAUUACUAGCACCCAACGAUUCGAUCGUUGGGCAGAUGAGCAACUUGCAGCCACGAUGGACAGCGAAAAGGCACCGAGCCUAUCUUUCCUCAAAGUAAUGGCAAUCAAUAGAAUGUCCGAGAAAUCCGCCCUCUCUGAAGCAAAAGAGAUGCUGGGUCCUGGCACUGAUACGACCUCUGCCACACUAGCCCAUAUUCUCUACGCGCUUUCACUCAACCAGUCUUUUCAGGCUGAGCUAGUGUCUGGCCUGGAAUCUGCCGGGUGGCCUACUGACAUGACUACACUGGAAUCAAUCCCGACACUCAGAGCCUGCGUUAAGGAGGGAAUCAGAUGGACCGGUGCAGCAGCUGCCAUGCUUCCUAGAAUUGUUCCCAAGGGAGGCUAUGUUAUUGCGGGGAGACAUCUUCCUGGAGGGAUGAUGAUAUCCAGCUCUCCUAUCUGGUAUCUGCGUGACGAGGUUGCUUUUCCGGAUCCAGAGAAGUAUAAGCCCGCUCGGUGGCUUGACAAAGACCCAGAUGGAUCGACUGGUCUUCGCGAUGACUACUAUAUUCCUUUUUCCAAGGGCGCGUCUACUUGCAUUGGCAAUCAUUUUGCAUACUUGGAGCUCUUUCUGGCUGUCUCGCAAUUACUUAAGAAAUAUUGCAUACGACCUGGAGAUCAGUUGGAUGUUGCUGUAAACCACGAAGCUAUUCUUCCUCCACGACGAGAAUGGGUCGCUGCCGUACCCGUUGGUCGGCUAAUGGUGAAACUAGAGGGAAGACAAUAA
Messenger RNA from Aspergillus sclerotioniger CBS 115572, 1449 nucleotides. Its product is annotated as cytochrome P450. The coding region runs from base 1 to 1449 and encodes 482 amino acids. The record is from RefSeq and is a predicted model, not a curated record. The transcript has 9 exons. Gene Ontology annotation, molecular function: heme binding; monooxygenase activity; oxidoreductase activity, acting on paired donors, with incorporation or reduction of molecular oxygen. NCBI's taxonomy places the organism in Eukaryota, Fungi, Ascomycota, Eurotiomycetes, Eurotiales, Aspergillaceae.